GCUUGUCGAGCUUAGAGGGAAAAGCUGAGCUCCUCUCGUGGGGAAAACAGAAAACCGAGAGGGUAGAAAGCAGGAGGGAGGCGAUUGGAUUUUUUCUUUUGCUGCUGGCUUUGCCAUAGAUUAGAAAACUCGAGAGGGAGAAGGCCGAGUAAAAGACAAGUGUUUGACGAAGUGAGGGUAUUAGGGUUCGUCGGAAGAACAGAAAAAAGGUUGUGUAAGGAGGCCGACUCCUGCAGUCACCUUGGCCAGUGCGUUUCCGCGAGUAAUUUUGUCCUGCCUCAAUAUGACAAUGAUAAUCUUACAGAGGAACACGAGGAAGAGGAGAAAGUAGAACUGAAGGGUGAACAAUUACAGGAAGGUUGCAUUGGGAAUGACAGUAUGGAAAUAGAGGAGCUCAUCAAUACGAAUGUAGAUAUGUUGGAGUCUGGGAUAGAAGGUGAAAAUCAACAGGAUGUUCUCCAGGUCCAGGUUGGCAGAAGUGUUGCAGAUGAGGUUGAAGAAAAUGUAGUAGUUAACAAUGGAAUAGGUGAAAGAUUACGGAAGAAGCUUGAUCAGAAGACCAUAGAGGAGGAGGAUGCUGAGAAGGUAGAUGACUCAAAUCGCACUUCAACAGAUACCUUCAGCAACCCGCACUUUAAACAAGGUAGACGAUGUGGGUUAUGUGGUGGUGCCACUGAUGGGAAGCCUCCGAAGAAGUUGGUUCAGGAUAUUGGUGAAAGUGAAAUCGACACAUAUAGUGGAUCUUCAGCAUCUGAGGAGCCUAACUAUGACGUGUGGGAUGGAUUUGGCGAUGAACCUGGAUGGCUCGGCCGUCUACUAGGUCCUAUUAAUGAUCGAUAUGGUAUUGCUGGAAUAUGGGUCCAUCAACAUUGUGCUGUGUGGAGCCCAGAGGUUUAUUUUGCUGGUCUGGGAUGCUUAAAGAAUGUGAGGGCUGCGCUUUGCAGAGGAAGAGCAUUAAAAUGCACACGCUGUGGGAGGCGAGGGGCAACAAUUGGUUGUCGUGUUGAUCGGUGUCCUAAAACUUACCACUUGCCCUGUGCACGAGCUAAUGGUUGCAUAUUUGACCACCGGAAAUUUCUGAUUGCCUGCACAGACCAUCGGCAUCUUUUCCAACCUUAUGGUAAUCACUAUUUGGCCCAUAUAAAGAAAAGGAAAGCUAAGAAAAUGAAAAUGGAAAUAAGAAAGCUGUCAAAUGAUGCAUUGCGAAAGGAUGUUGAAGCAGAGGAAAAAUGGUUGGAGAACUGUGGUGAGGAUGAAGAGUUUCUGAAACGUGAAAGCAAAAGACUACAGCGAGAUUUAUUGAGAAUUGCUCCUGUAUAUAUUGGAGGCUCAGAUUAUGAAGGUGGAAAACCAUUCGAGGGUUGGGAGUCUGUUGCUGGACUUCAGGAUGUAAUCCAGUGCAUGAAGGAGGUUGUCAUCUUACCAUUAUUAUAUCCAGAGUUCUUUGAUAAUCUGGGACUUACACCCCCCAGAGGUGUACUUUUACAUGGGUAUCCUGGAACAGGAAAAACUCUUGUGGUGCGGGCACUUAUUGGUUCAUGUGCUCGUGGCGAUAAGCGGAUAGCAUAUUUUGCCCGUAAAGGUGCAGACUGCUUAGGGAAAUAUGUUGGUGAUGCGGAGCGUCAGCUGAGGCUCUUAUUUCAGGUUGCUGAGAGAUGUCAACCCUCUAUAAUAUUCUUUGAUGAAAUAGAUGGGCUAGCACCUCGGCGUACAAGGCAGCAAGAUCAGACACAUAGUUCAGUUGUUUCAACGUUGCUUGCUUUGAUGGAUGGUCUAAAAUCCCGUGGGUCAGUGGUGGUCAUAGGUGCAACCAAUCGCCCUGAAGCUAUUGAUCCGGCAUUAAGGAGGCCUGGAAGAUUUGAUAGGGAGAUAUAUUUUCCGUUACCUUCAGUGGAGGAUAGGGCUGCCAUUCUCUCUCUCCAUACUAAGAGGUGGCCUAAACCAAUUACAGGAUCCUUGCUCAAGUGGAUUGCAAAAAAAACUGUAGGUUUUGCUGGUGCUGAUUUGCAGGCUCUUUGUACACAAGCAGCCAUUAUUGCUUUAAAGAGGAAGUUCCCAUUGCAAGAAGUUUUAUCUGCUGCUCAAGUGAAGAUUCCAGGUGCUAAUCGUGUUCCUCUUCCUGAUAUUUCAGUUGAAGAAAGGGAUUGGUUAGAGGCUUUAUCUCGUUCCCCACCCCCAUGCUCCCGUAGAGAGGCUGGGAUACCUGCUAAUGAUUUACUUUCAUACCCUCUUCCCAUGCACCUUAUUCCUUGUCUGUUGCAUCCUUUAUCCACCUUGUUUGUUUCCCUUUAUCUUGAUGAACACCUUUGGUUGCCACCUCCACUCUAUAGAGCAGCAGGAAUAAUUAAAAGUGUGAUUGUUUCUGCUUUAAAAAACAAGAGACUGCCUAGUGAUCAAUGGUGGUCUCAUGUUGAUAAUCUUCUUCAAGAAGCAGAUGUUGCAAAGGAGAUAGAGAGAAGACUUUCAUAUGCUGGGAUAUUAAGUGGAGGCAUUUCCUUAGAUGGUUCUGAUGCAUUCAUGGAUGAUAGUGGUGAUGAUGUUCCUAAUUUUAGACCAUCUAUAAUGCAUAAAAGUGGCAAAACCACUAGUCUAUUACCGAAUAUACCUUCUGUACCAAGAAACAGAUCAGGAUUCAGGAUACUAAUUGCUGGAAGUCCAAGAUCUGGCCAGAGACAUCUUGCUUCUUGUAUUCUUCACUGUUUUGCUGGAAGCCUUGAAGUGCAGAAAGUUGAUUUGGCUACAAUUUCUCAAGAAGGUCAUGGCAACGUGGAGCAAGGGGUAACACGGAUGUUAAUGAAAUGUGCUAGCUGGGGUUCAUGUGCAGUAUUUAUGCCAAGAAUCGAUUUAUGGGCUCUGGAGACAUUUGAUAAAUUUCCAGAGUUUGAAUCAUCUUUGGCAGACCAUCAAUCUUCUGAGAAGGAAGAUUUGUGUUUCACGAGUUCUCAAGGUUGCAAAGUAGAGAAGUCCUGUCUGCAGCAUUGUGAAUCGACAGGGAUGGUGGAGGCUCAAACCAUUGUGCGGAGUGUCUCACAUGCCUGGAGGUCAUUUGUUGAACAAGUGGAAUCUAUAUGUGUUUCUACAUCAUUGAUUAUCCUGUUUGUUCAUUUGAUUCAUCAAAGAACUCAUAUUCAUGAAAAUCUGUGCAAGGAAUACAAACCUUGUAGUUCAGUUGGAGACUGUCCAGAUGCAGAGUGUCCCAGAACAGGGAUUGGUCUAGUAGUAGGUGAAGCAGAGAAGAGGUCAGAACUUCCUGAUGACGUUACCAUAAGGGUCCCCCCAUCACUCAACAAAACUUUGAAGGGGAAAUCAAGCUUGCUAUUUGCAAUAUCUACAUUUGGUUAUCAGAUUCUACGAUAUCCUCAGUUUGCGGAACUUUGUUGGGUCACAUCUAAAUUAAAGGAGGGUCCUUGUGCAGAUGUGAGUGGACCUUGGAGAGGCUGGCCAUUCAAUUCUUGUAUUAUUCGUCCAAGCAGCCCGCAAGAACAGAUAGCUGUUAAUAUUUCCAGCUCCGGCAAUCUUAAAAGCAAAGAAAAAACUGGUCUAGUCAGAGGGCUGAUUGCUGUAGGUUUAUCAGCCUACAGAGGCAUAUAUACAUCAGCAAGAGAAGUCUCCUUUGAGGUGCGGCAGGUUCUUGAGCUUUUAGUUGGGCAGAUUAAUGCCAAAGUCAAUGCUGGAAAAGACAGAUAUCAGUAUAUCCGACUUCUGUCACAAGUUGCUUUUUUAGAAGACAUGGUUAAUAGCUGGGCAUAUGCACUACAAAGUUUAGGUGUGGAUGCUCAAUUUGAAGUGGCCAACCCUAAGGCUAACACUGUGGGAUCUCCAGAUACUCAUCCUAAUAUAGAUAGUCGACUCCCAGGGGAGGAAUGUGAAUCAAAUAUUUCUGACUUCAGUUGUCCUAGAGCAGGACUAGAAAAUCCCAACGAAGUUACUACACAAGAAAUUGGAUGCAUUGAUUUGAAGAAAGAGGGUGUUAAUUCUGAUAGUAAUUAUGAGGGGAGAAUUAGGCAAGCGGAAGGUUCUGUGGAGCGAAUUCCCCUCUGUGGUCAAUCUACUUCAAAUAUUAAUGGUUCCUUUGCUCGGCUAAUGAAUAAUGUUGUUGGGCAAAAUGGAAUGCAUUCGUCAUGUGAAUUUGAAGUUAAUGGAAAUCAUGCAGCUCUAAAUGGGGACGUUGAGUCCCUGAAAAUUUCUGAUGGAGUCACCAAAACAAUUGUUCUCUCUGAAAAUGGUAACUGUAGCUCAGAGGAACGGGGAGGAUGCAAGAUCUUUUACUCCAGGAAAGCCUGCAAGCAGCUUAAUGGUUUACCUUCUGUUGAUGAUAAGACUGAUCCUAGCGGACAAAGUGGUAACAUCAACUUCUCUUCGAAAGAUACCAGUCCUGCUGCUGACCAACCUGUUGUAUGUUUAUACCGCUGUUGCUCUAGAUGCCUCUGCACUCUCCAAGAUUUAUUGCAGAAGAUGCUUAUCUGUGAAUGGGGAUUAAAUGGGAGUGAUUGGAUAGCAGAGGAUAUUCAUGAUGCAGUAGCAUCAAUGCAUAUGGAUCUGUUUUCAGCGCUUAGAAAAGUUUAUGCUACCGGAAGCAGGAGCGAUACAGAUGAAGAAAACCUUGCAGAUGAAAGUCGUGGCACAAAGUUCGAAUAUCCGGAAUUGAGAACGUGUCUUUGUAAAGACAUUGGAGGCGGUUUAGCUGCUCCAGUGGAAUGUAGUUGUCAUUCAGUAAAUGGGCGUGUAACUGUCGAAAAUAUUUCCUCAAGUACUCGAUACCGGGGUGAUCUCAGUUUUGUUUUCAGGGAUGGAGCUUUGCUUCCUAUAGAUUUUAACAAAGAUCAAACCUUUCACUGUAAAUUUGAGACAUUCUGCCUUUGUUCUCUUAUAAAGUCAAUAAUAAUGUGGAAGCAGCCUCUUAGUUGAUAUGACAUCUA
Carica papaya (papaya) is the source of this 4919-nucleotide messenger RNA. NCBI's taxonomy places the organism in Eukaryota, Viridiplantae, Streptophyta, Magnoliopsida, Brassicales, Caricaceae. The record is from RefSeq and is a predicted model, not a curated record.